Mycena indigotica is the source of this 558-nucleotide messenger RNA. RefSeq lists its product as uncharacterized. Lineage: Eukaryota; Fungi; Basidiomycota; Agaricomycetes; Agaricales; Mycenaceae. The transcript is spliced from 5 exons. Bases 7 to 558 code for a protein of 183 amino acids. The record is from RefSeq and is a predicted model, not a curated record.
CAUGGGAUGGGCCUGCGUCUACAUCCAUGGUGGUCAUCGCGAAAAAAAAAUCAGGACAGAGUGACGCACAGCCACAGCUGUCACCGUCAAUCAAGUAAUCAAGCGCAGUCAGCCGCAGUGCAUAAGAGCCGAGCGAUCCACUCUUGCUCUCUCACCUUCAUGUCUAACGAACACAACGAUAGUCCCCCUGCCUACGAUGGCCUUCGUCCUGAAUCACCCAAGGAUGUCAAGCCUCUUCAGGCAGUUCCACAAAUGACUCCAGGUCCUUCUCUUCCAUAUGCUCCCCAUGCCGGACCGUCCUAUACGCCCAAUAACCCGGUCGUCUUCCACUACCGCAACCCUCGAACUGGCGAGCAUGUUGCCUCACUCCUUCCCCCCAAUCAUCCUGAAAUGGAGUGCUUGCAGCGAGGCGAGCAUGUUCCGCACAGCAGUUUCAGUCUGUUAGGCUAUAUCCUGGCAUUAGCCUGGUUCCCCCUUGGAGUUGGUCUCUGCUUACUCGACCGCCGCGUCAAGUGCUCCCAUUGUGGCAAAGUUCUUGAAGACGGCCUCUGCAAUUAA